GCUAAACGCCAAUAUAAACUGACAGAAUAUUAGAACUAUUUAAGAACUUAUCCAGUAAAACAAUAUUCAAUUCAAAGAUACCUUUCGCCAGAGAAGAAGCGGAGCGCAAGUUAUUCAACGCAAAAUGGCCUGAUUCAGUAGAAAUCUUCUAAGCUCAAAAUAGUUUUCCUCAGUAGUUUCACCUUCUAUAAGUAACCUAAGUUUAAUUUUUUUUUUUUUAAACGUGAGAUCUUUGAAAUUUGUCAGUGGCUCUCCAGUUUAUACGCAUAUGAGAGCUCUAUGUGAACACUCAGCCGCCCCGCGUAAAGUCUGUAUAUUUGUCGAAGUCAUGCAACAUAUCGUUCUGAAGUGCAGCACUUAUGUAGCAUUAUAACACAAAGUCCUAAUAUAUCUCACGAUUUUCUUUAAAUGCAAGGAAGAGGGAUGCUUUAUGUCUACGAAAUGAAAGAAAAUAAUGUUACUGGACUAGUAACUGAACCAAGGACUCCCUAUCACGAUAAACGCGGAGGCUAGUCGCUUUAGGGCCCCUAUUAGGCCAACUGGGUUUAACAUUUCAACGGUUCUUAACAAUACCAACAAGUAAUUUAUACGCUUUACUGUCUAGGGUCAAAAUCGAUCCUGAACAUGGCGGAAAGAGAAGGUCAGGAAACGACAGAAGAUGAGAUUCGCGAAUAUGACGACUUAUUCAAGCGAUAUGUUCACUCAUUUGGUCGAUAUCAGAAGAUUGUAUUGUUCGCGUCUGGGUGUCUGGUGAUGCUAUACUCAAGUCAGUUUGGUGCUCUGCUGUUCGUGUACGGUACUCCCAACUUUCACUGUGAAGACACAAACUCGACAUGUCCUCCCAACAAAUGCUGCAACAACUGCACCAGUUACGUGUUUGAUGGCCCGUUUCGUAGCGUCGUCUCGGAGUUUAAUUUGAUCUGUGACAAGGCGUACAUCGGUGCUACUGUUCAAGCCUGCUUUUUUGGAGGGAUGCUUGUUGGCGCCACAUCCUCGGGUAUCUUGGCUGAUUACAUUGGACGACGGAGGACCAUCUUUAUUACAGUUUUUAUUGUGAUACUGUCAUCAGUGUGUUCAGUGUUUGCUGACUGUGUUUCUCUACUGGGGGUUCUUCGGUUCAUGAUAGGUAUUGGCAGCGGUGGGAUCCAAGCAUCGCAUUUCACUUUAGGCCUAGAGCUGUUGGGACCUAAACAUCGAUCCUUGUAUAGUGUUAUUUAUCAGAUCUAUUUUACUGCUGGGUACUUCGUCUUUAACUUUUUCGCUUAUUUUGUGAGGGACUGGAGAUUACUUAUAUUGAUGAAUAGCUUGCCAGGGAUUAUACUAUACUUAUUUAUGAGAGUAUUUCCCGAGUCUCCUCGAUGGCUUCUUAGCAAAAACAGACUAAAAGAAGCAGAAGAUGUCCUUGUUAAGUGUGGAAGCGAUUCUCUGGAUCGAAAUCAACUCAAAAAAGCGAUCAAAGAUAUUAGCAUUGCACAGAUUAACGAAGAAAAGAAGAGACAAGAAAGAAUUUACACGCCUCUUGAUUUGGUUCGCACGCCAAAACUCAGAAGAAGAAGUAUUUUUCUCGCAAUAAACUGGUUUUCGGUUAGUUUUGUUGGCAAUGCUUUCUUUCUGUACAUUGGAAAUCUAGCAGGAAGUAUCUAUCUAAACUUCUUCCUCGUCAAUAUUGCUUGCCCUAUAGGCGCUAUAGCAACGGGAUUUCUUCUAAAACGCAUUGGCCAUCGUUUGACACAUGCUGUUGUCCUGUGUAUGGUUGGGAUUCUUUGUUUGGCUUCUCUCGUAGUGCCGGAUGAUCAACCGCUUGCAAGAACUUGGAUUUUCGUGUCAGCGUUUGGUAUUUCAAAUGGAAUGUGGGUCACAAUCUUUCUUAUUGGGACUGAGCUGUUCCCUACCGUUCUGAGGAGUACAGCGGUAGGCACUGGAUACACAGUUGGUCGUGUUGGCGGCAUUUUGGCUCCCUACGUAGCAAUACUGGGCCAGCUUCCAGGUCUCACCAUAACUCUACCCAUGACCAUCUUCGGCGCCGUUGCCAUCGCAACAUGCAUAGCAACACUAUGGUUACCAGAAACGAGCCAUUCUAAAAUGCAUCAAACCAUCGAGGAGGAAGAAAANGCACCAGAAUUUUACUACAUGCCUUGUUUUAGGAAAGGAAGAAGGCCUGGUGAACAGGAAAAAGAUGAAGUCCAAGUUGAAUCUGAUAAAUACACAGUUGCAAACUCACAAGUCACAUCUAUGUAGUAUGAUACAGGAGAAAGAAUAGAUGUUAGUUGGGUCCCGGUGUUUGAGGGUUUAGAAGUUGAACCGUCCCACGAAGUACGCUUUCUGCAUUUGCAUCUUUCAUAGGUUUCCAAUUCCGUCCCGAGUCUAUAAACUAGCACUCAGUCAGGUACAAGAGCCGAAUCGUAAAAACCACAAUACAACUGUCAUGAAGUCAACAAUCUGUAGCCUAGUGGCCUAAGUUAGACGGCAUGGGGAUAGCUAUUUUCGUAGUCUGAGGACUCGAGCCGGGACUCGACGAGAAGGGUUCAAGAAAAAGACUCGAGCUAUAGGACUCGAGCCAUCUCAUAUGACUUGAACAGAGACUCUCCAAUGACCAGGACAAAUUUGUUUAGAACUGUUACAAGCACGUUUUUCAUGUUUUUUUUUUUAAGAGAGUGAUAAUACGAUUAUUAGUAAAGGAAGACAAAGCGCUUAAUGUCAUUUUCAAGUCACAAGCAAUAAUGAGAAAUAACGCAAUGCAUUACAAAAGGUUCACUGAAUGAAAGAAUAUAUUUUAUUAUUUUUGUUUAGGGUUGACACUUCAUGCGUAACGCUUUGUAAACUCUCGAAACACUGAACACCCUGUACUUAGAUAGGACAUUUAGUAUGAACACCCUGUACUUAGAUAGGACUUUAGUAUGAACACCCUGUACUUAGAUAGGACUUUAGUAUGAGUACAUCAUACAGAUGAAACAACCGGCUGGAUUCUUUUGUUUUCUAAUAAACACUUUGUGGAACGCCCACGUAUGAGGCUAAUGCAA
This is a messenger RNA of Exaiptasia diaphana, 3020 nucleotides long. RefSeq names its product organic cation transporter protein. The record is from RefSeq and is a predicted model, not a curated record. The transcript is spliced from 10 exons. The coding region runs from base 625 to 2238 and encodes 537 amino acids. Gene Ontology annotation, cellular component: membrane. NCBI's taxonomy places the organism in Eukaryota, Metazoa, Cnidaria, Anthozoa, Actiniaria, Aiptasiidae. Gene Ontology annotation, molecular function: transmembrane transporter activity. Gene Ontology annotation, biological process: transmembrane transport.